Messenger RNA from Gryllus bimaculatus (two-spotted cricket), 3774 nucleotides. The record is from the annotation of a GenBank genome assembly. NCBI's taxonomy places the organism in Eukaryota, Metazoa, Arthropoda, Insecta, Orthoptera, Gryllidae.
UAUACUUACUCUUCUGAGCUGACAACACUUGAAUUCAUAAUCCAAACGCGAACACGCACAGAUGGUCCGAUACUAUUUUUUUCCAUAGUGCGACUGUUGGUUAGUUCUUUGGCUUUGUUAGUAUUUGAUUCUCGACAUGACAUGGUCCUCUUAUAUUGGACUAAUACAUUCUACAUUAUUUUACGAAAUUUUAUACUCCAAACGUACGUAAGAACCCCUGCGAGAGGGGUCUUCAGCUGUCUGCCUCAACGAGAGUCGCCGCGCCGCACCGCGCGUCGCUUCCCGCAGGCGCGAUAAGCCAUCCGCCGCCUUCCGCCGCGGCGCACCUGGCCGCCAGGGGCGCUGCCAUGCGCGGCGGACGAGGCCUUAUAUAAGGGCGGUGGAGCACGUCAGCUCACACACGACCAGCAUUCGAAGUACAGCGCUCCCCCUUCCGUCGGUCCUUCGGCUGCAACCAGCGCCCACCAAAACAAAACCAUGGGGAAGCCGGAGGAGGCGAGUCAAGGAAGCGAAGUAAAUAAGUCAGGUGCAGAUGACUCGAAUACUACUUACAACAAUUAUGAUGCUGAGGGCGCAGAUUAUGACCCAUUUGCAGAGCGGAGAGUGACACACCCUACAUCCGACGCGGGAGCUUUGGCUCACCUGCUCAAGUGCAGUUUGGGCAGCGGCAUCCUCGCCAUGCCGAACGCCAUCCGCAACGGGGGCCUGGUCUUCGGCGCCAUCUUCACCGUUCUCGUUGGCCUUCUCUGCACCCACUGCGUCCAUAUUCUGGUGAAAUCCUCCCACAUUGUGUGCAAGAAGGCGAAGAAACCGUCAUUAACAUUUGCAGAGACGGGAGAACAAGCGUUUGCCACCGGUCCCCAGUCAUUUCGUAAAUUUGCGGGGUUUGCGAAAGGAUUUACGAAUGGGGCUUUAAUUGCAACUUACUAUGGAGCUCUGGCGGUUUACAUAGUAUUCGUGGCUGAGUCACUAAAAAGGGUUGUUGACACCAACGUAGAAUGUGACAAACAAUUGGAUAUUCGAAUAUGGAUUGCCAUGCUUUUCGUUCCACUAUCUCUAUUAUGCUUAAUACGAAACCUGAAGUAUCUUGUCCCGUUCUCGUGGUUAGCUAAUUGUUUCAUCAUAGUUGGAUUUGCUCUCACACUUUACUAUAUUUUUACUAACUUGGGAGAUCCUAAAGACUUGCCAAAAGUGGGAGAAGUUGGAAAUCUUCCUCUUUUCUUCAGUACAGUAAUAUUUGCUAUGGAAGGCAUAGGAGUGGUGAUGCCAGUUGAAAACAGUAUGAAGAAUCCGAGUCGUUUUCUUGGAUGCCCUGGAAUUCUGAAUAUCGCUAUGUCCAUUGUUGUUUCCCUGUAUGCAGUCAUUGGAGUUGCUGGAUAUAUUGCAUUUCAAAAUGGCACACAAGCUAGCAUUACAUUCAACUUGCCAGAGAACGACAUAAUGACACAGAUCGUGCAAAUUUGUGUGGGACUGGCGAUAAUGUUUACCUAUCCCCUUCAGUUCUACGUCGCUACUGAAAUUAUCCUGAACAUACUUAAAACGAAGAUAGCCAAAAAUAAAUUCAGCAUGUUCCAAAACUUCUACCGAGUGAUUGUGGUUGCUAUUACAGUGGGUAUUGCUGCAGCAGUUCCAAAUUUGGGUCCCAUUAUUUCGUUAGUAGGUGCUGUAUGUUUUUCCAUUUUGGGAUUACUGGUCCCAGCAGCAAUUGAAAUUGCAGCCUGCUAUGAUGGAAUGCUAGGAAGAUGGAACUGGAUACUGAUUAAGGAUGUAAUAAUUAUUAUUUUAGCACUUUUGGCAUUAGUGUCUGGCUCAUAUACUAGUAUACUUGAGAUUAUUGAUGAAUAUUCAAAUCCAGAGGAGAGUACAACAGGCUGCAAUGGCCAAACCACUUAGUAAUUACUAAAUCUUGAAGAAUGACUGCUAUCAUUUUUCAAUUGUCGUCAUUUGCAGCCUCCACACAUGACGUGAAUGCUUUCCUGCCAAUUUUAAUCCCAUUCUUAGGUAUGAAGAGGGUGGAAAGUAUUCUAUUCAUUGUACAUUGUUUUCACAUCCAUUCAUUCUCACUUGAGACAUCCUCAUAACUGAGGCUUGGAUGAACGUAAAUGUUUUACCCUUCCAUUAAUCCUUACUAAAAACGUUUAGCUUGCAGUUCUAGUUCUGAAAAGUAGGAGCAUAGUGCAAAUUGAUAUUUUUCUUCUGGGAUAUGUUAAAAAAAAAGAAGCUAGUGAACAAUUGAAGGUGACGUGAUGAAACAAUUUUUUUGGGGGGGGAAUAUGAUGAAAAAUGUGCACUCAAACUUCAAUUCUGCCUGUUUUGACUAAUUCUUGGGAUUCAUUCAAUUCCUUUGAUUUCAACACCUUAAUUUGAACAUUUAAAGUGAGGUAACCAUAAAUGAUGCACCUAGAAAUGGAUUAUUUGUGUUCCUGGAAGGGAAAAAUUAAUAUUUUCUUGGCAGGGAGUAUCACUCUUGAGAAGGGGAUAUGCCCCAACCCUGGUCCCUAGCCCUCAAACACCAACAUCACCUGAAUAAUACACCCUUCUGCUAGAAUAAAAAAACCCUAAAGAAAUGAAAACAUUUUGUGACAAAUAUUAAUGGAUAGUCCUGGAUUGUAGAAAUUGUUUAAAAUAAUAAAAUAUGAAAUUUUAAUUGUAGCCCUACUGAAAAUUUGAAGUGCGAAACAUAUUCUUCUCUGAGUUAUUUAAUUAUUUCAAUGAGAAAUGCAAGUACACUCACUGACAUCAUUACAACUUCAAAUAAAUUGCACAUCACAAGGAAAUUUUGAAGUUACAUUUAGAAAGAGUCAAAGAGCCGACAAAAUUAUAUUAUUUAGAAAAUAUUUACAAAAAUAUGUUUCUUCUUUUGAGUCAAAGAAUCUCAAUUCAAAAGGCUCAUAACACAAUAUUGCAAAUGGGACAAGCCUGAUAUGGAGCAAUAAAAGAAAAAAGUGAAAUUUGGAGAACUUAUUUUCAGUCAGUGAUUUCAAUUAUUAUUUUUCAGCAUCUCUGCAUAAUAUUCAAUAUGAAUUACAGGCAAAAUAUUAAGUAUAGUUCUUACAUGGUAUGUUAAAACAAUGUACAAAUUUAUUGUUAUUAUGUUAAUGAGCACUGCUCUCUUUACAAAAUGUAUUUUUGUUACACUUAAACACAUAGUGGUAAGAGGUCGCACUGCAUGAUACAUUCAACAAAUUCGAAGGUUCUAGCCCUUUUGACUUUGAAAAAUAUUUACUACAAAAAAUAUAAUCAUAUCAUCACAGGUAACAUAAUAAUUAGAUCACAUACGUUCCAAUUACCCAUAUAUAGUUUUCUAUUGAUAAUGUUAAGAAAAUAAAAAAUGAUUCUUCACUCCAAAAGUAUGAUGUUGAAUGUAUUUAUAAUAAAUUAUUGUAAUGUUAGAGAGAAAUUGACAUCUUAUUAAUCAGAUUUUAUUAUUUAAAAAGGGCUUAAAUUCACCUAAAUCCAAAAAGAAUAAUGGAACUUAUAAUUUAAUUUUUUCUUUCAAGUUUUUUAAGAGAAUUUUUAAAACUGAAACAUUUUGUAAUCAUGAGAAAAAUGCUCGCAAUUAGCCAGUAUCUUUCAAAAAUAUUUUGUUAGUUGUAUUGAGUAAAAGCUCUUUCUGGGAUAAGUACAGUGAUAAAUUGUAUUUAAUCCCAGAUGUGUACAUAUAUUAAUUGUUCAGUUUUAAUGAACAGAAAUUAAUGUAAAAUAAAAAUUAACAAAAAAGAACUCUUGAACUCUUGACUAUUAUUCAUUGAACUUUCUCUCCUUUCUUUUUUU